Triticum dicoccoides is the source of this 3402-nucleotide messenger RNA. RefSeq names its product putative disease resistance protein RGA4. The record is from RefSeq and is a predicted model, not a curated record. The coding region runs from base 1 to 3402 and encodes 1133 amino acids. Gene Ontology annotation, molecular function: ADP binding. Lineage: Eukaryota; Viridiplantae; Streptophyta; Magnoliopsida; Poales; Poaceae. The transcript is spliced from 4 exons.
AUGGAGACGGCCGUCGGUGCGGCCAACUGGCUUCUGGGCAAGGUGCUCGCGAAGCUGUCUGACGACCUGGUGGCCGCAUACGUGUCCAGCAAGGAGCUGGGCCUCAACUUCCAUGACAUCCAAGAGAAGCUCUUGUACACGCAAGCGCUGCUCCAUGCAUCCCAGGGAAGGGACGUGAGUAACGACCCUGGCCUAUAUGGGUUGCUGGAGAAGCUGAGCAAGAAGGCUGACGAGGCUGAGGACAUGCUCGAUGAGCUCCACUACUUCAUGAUCCAGGACCAGCUUGACGACACCAAAGAGGCUGCCCCGGAACUCGGCGGUGGGGUUCAGGGCCCUGCCCUUCAUGUCCGUCAUGCUGCCCGCCACACCAUCGGUAACUGGAUUCCAUGCUUUUCUUGCUCGCAUACUCAAGAUAGUGAUUCUUCCGUUGCUGUUGUCACUAGUAACCCACAAAAUGCAACAAGGUCUGGUAGUGGCAUUGAUGGUGGGCCUGUUCAUAAAUUGUCUUUUGACAGAGUGGAUAUGUCCAAUAAAAUCAAGUUGGUAAUAGAGGAAUUGAACACAAGGUGUGGACCUGUCUCUGUCUUGCUCAAAAUUUCAAACCACAGUAACACUGCAACAAGCACACCUAUCACCCACAAAAGGCCUCCCACGAGUUCAGUAGCUGCACAAGAUAAACUGUAUGGGAGGGGAGUCAUCUUUGAGCAAACUAUAAGUGCGCUCACUGGUACCACAUAUCUUGCUCAAACUCUUUCUGUUCUGCCUUUUGUUGGCCCUGGGGGCAUGGGAAAGACAACCUUCACCCAACACUUGUAUAAUGAUAAAAGGGUUGAGGAGCAGUUCACUGUCAGGGUUUGGGUAUGCGUCUCAACUGAUUUUGAUGUGAUAAACCUCACACGGCAGAUACUUGGAUGCAUACCUGCAAUUGAAAAAGAAGAACACAAAUGCAAAGUUGAAACAGCCAGUUUAGACCAGCUUCAAAAAUCCAUUGCUGAGAGAUUGAAGUCCAAAAGGUUUUUAAUUGUCUUGGAUGACAUUUGGAAAUGCAAUAGUGAAAGUGAUUGGAAUAGCCUAUUAGCUCCAUUUAAACAGGGGGAAAUUAAGGGGAGCAUGGUUCUUGUCACAACUAGGUUUCCAUCAGUAGUACAAAUGGUGAAAACAACUGAUCCAGUAGAACUGCAUGGUUUGGAAGCUGAUGACUUUUUCAAAUUAUUCCAAGCAUGCAUAUUUGUUCAUAACAAACCUGGGCACUAUGAAGAUGACUUAAUUGAUGUUGCAAAGGAUAUUGCAAAGAAACUAAAGGGUUCACCCCUAGCCGCCAAUACAGUGGGUCGUUUAUUGAGGAAAAACAUUUCUCAGGAAUAUUGGAUGGAAGUUCUUGAAAAGGAUGAAUGGCAAAAUGCAAAAAAUACUGAUGAUAUUUUACCAUCUCUGAAAAUUAGCUACGAUUACCUUCCUUUCCUUCUAAAAAAAUGUUUUUCAUAUUGUGCUCUCUUCCCGGAAGAUUACAAGUUUUAUAAUUUACAAAUUACUAGCUUUUGGACCGCGAUAGGUAUAUUGAACUCUAGUUGCCAACAUGAUAAGAAUUACUUAGAACAACUAGUAGACAAUGGUUUUCUCAUGAAGGGAGUCGAUAGCUCUGAUGAGCAAUACUACGUGAUGCAUGAUUUAUUGCAUGAACUAUCCCAAAAUGUUUCAUCGCAAGAAUGUGUCAAUAUAAGCCGCUCAAAUUUUAGUGCGGAUAACAUCCCACGAUCUAUUAGGCACUUAUCAAUCACAAUAGAAGAUAUAUGCGGUGAAAGUUUUGAAGAAGAAAUGGGUAAACUGAAGGGUAUAAUAGAUAUUUGUAAUUUGCGGACUUUGAUGAUUUUUGGGUCACCUAACGCAACAAUAGCUAUCCAUUCCAAUAUUCCUGUCGUUGGAAAGAUGAAGUGUUUACAUGAGCUAAAAGAGUUCCAUGUUAAGAAAGAGGGUGUUGGAUUUGAACUGAAAGAGCUGGGGGAAUUGAGAGAGCUCAAGGGUAAACUCACUGUACGUAAUCUUGAAACUGUGGCAACUAAGGGAGAAGCUAGUGAAGCCAAACUGAGGAACAAAAUAAAUCUGAAAGAGUUGAAAUUAGUAUGGGGUACAGAGCACCGUACUGUAGAUGAUGAUGUUCUUGAAGGUCUUGAACCAUAUCCUGAUCUUAGGGUGCUUAGAAUUCAAAAUCCUGGAGUUGCCACUUGUCCUACAUGGUUGUGUGAUGGUUUCAGCUCAAAAAGGUUGGAGUCUCUCCAUCUAGAGGGUCUAUCUUGGGACACUCUUCCACCUUUUGAGCAGCUACCACACCUCACCAAGCUCACAUUGAAGAGUAUUUCUGGAAUGCGUGUGUUGAAGCUUGGCUUUAGCACUGUUACAGGAAGAAGCUUCAUGCACCUGAAGACAAUUGAUUUGACGGACAUGCCAGAACUUGUGGAGUGGGUUGGGGAGCCUAAUAGCCAUCUAUUUUCAAGGCUUGAAAGUAUCACACUUGAAGAUUGUCCCUCUCUCUGCUCGUUUCCCUUCUUGGAGUACUCUGACCUAUUUACCAACUUGUUCAGUCUUCAUAUUAAAGACUGCCCCAAGCUGUCUCGGUUUCCACCCAUGCCUCAUACCUCCACACUAUCAAAUAUGCAACUGAUCAAUCAUAGCUCAUCACUACAAUUGGAAAGAAAGAAGAAAUUCACCAUUGAACAGUAUGAUGGUGCUUUGGCCUUCCACAACUUGGAUGAAGUAGAGGAUAUGAGUAUUGAGGGUGGGUCACACAUUUCAUUCUCAAACCUCAAAGAAAUGAACUCUCUGAGAAGUAUACAGAUUGAUGGGUGUGACGACAUGUUUUCUGCAGAACUAGAUGAUACUGUUGUUCUCCAUUCUGUUCAGAAUCUUUACAUAUCUAGGAACAUGUCUAUAGCAGGGGAUCUGUUGUCAGAGAUUGCAAGGAGCAAAUUAAUGCAUGCAUGUUCAUUCCAGCUGGAAGAAUUCAUGGUGGAUAGCAUCUCGGCAGUGCUUACUGCUCCUGUUUGCAGCCACCUUGCCGCAAACCUCCACACAUUGAAUUUCAGUUGUGAUCAGUGGGUGACAACCUUCACGGAAGAGCAAGAGCAAGCGCUGCAGCUCCUCACCUCUCUCAAACAUCUCGGAUUUGAAAAUUGCAAGAAUAUGCAGUCCCUCCCUCAAGGGUUAUGUGGCCUUUCUUCUCUGAAGAGACUGGCGAUCUUCACUUGUAAGAAAAUGCAAUGCCUCCCGCCCAAGGAGGGUUUCCCCGCUUCACUGGAACGUCUGAGAGUAGUGUUUUGUGGUCCUGAGCUAAAUGAGCAAGCCAGAAAACUGGAACAAAGUGACCCAUGGUUUUCUGUAAAUGUUGUCUCCCGCUUCCAGCAAUAA